AUGAGUUAUUAUAAGGUAUUUAAUAUAUAGUUAAAUCCUUAUUAGGAUCAUUUUCUCUUAGACAUUAAUUAGAGCUUCAAUAUCAAAAUUGUGAUAUCUACAAAAUAACAAUUUUAGAGAAAUUCAAGGAUAUAUUAGGAUGUUAGAAUUAAAAUUGAUUAUUACAACAUGGAUCUAAUGACUAUUUUGAGAAAAUCUAUGAUGAAAUAUGAAUUGUUUGAUUUAAAUUUAGUAUAUUUAUAAAACGAUGAUAAUCCCUAUAUCAAAGAACAAGAUUAAUGGGUAUUAGAUGAUGUGAUAGAUUUCAAAGAUACUUGGUGA
Messenger RNA from Paramecium tetraurelia, 321 nucleotides. RefSeq lists its product as uncharacterized. The record is from RefSeq and is a predicted model, not a curated record. The transcript has 2 exons. NCBI's taxonomy places the organism in Eukaryota, Ciliophora, Oligohymenophorea, Peniculida, Parameciidae.